AGAGCGCAUAAGUCGGCGGUGUGGAGAGAGCGGGCGAACGAGCGAGCGAGCGGGCGAGCCGAGCCAGCGAGAGCGCGCGGUGGUGUGGUGUGGUGGAGAGUGAGUCUCCUCGCUCGUCGGUCGGUCGACGUAUCUCCCCAAUAGCAACACACACACUCACUCACUCACUCACUCUACACACACACGUACGGAAGGAAGGACGGAGGUACGUGGACGCGAGAGUGCGGAGUGUACGCCGCCGGAGGAAAAGGCUCACUGCCGGCUGGCCAGCCAAAGGAAAAAAUCAGCAGUGCGCGCGUUCGGUGUGCGAAUUCGGCGGCCGACUUAGCCAACCGACCGGCCGACCGAGGAGGAUGUUGAGUGCCCCUGGCUGUCCGCUCCCCAGCAGCACUCCCUCCUAACGUUUCACCCUGGAUCUACCGCCUCCGAGGGCGAGGCCGCCGACAUGCCUGCCGCCGAAGAGACCGCCCCCGAGCGGCCGCCACGGCCGCCGCCGCACCGCCGCCGCAGCAGGCUCAAGUGACAUUAUGUUGGUGCUGGUGGUGGCGGUCGGCGGCCUGCUGACGACGGCCUCAGCCCUCGCCUCGCCGCCAGCCCCUGCAUUUCCAAGACCACACAUCGACCUUUUCGAGGGCUUAUCAACGCACAAUUUGAGUGAUGCUAUCCCUGGUGUAAAUUUAGCCAUGGGACCUCAUAGCACUGGAACUGCAAUUAGUUUUGAGGGAACUGAUAGAAAGUUUCUUCUUCCCCAGUCGGUAUUCUCCAAAGUAGUAGACUUACUUAGUAGUAGUCCAGAAUUCACGUUGACACUGUCUUUGCAACAAAGAGAGGGCAACGUCGGCAGUAUUUUUUCCUUGUCAAAUGGCUCAAAUAGCUACUUGGAGCUGCAGUCGAGUGGCUACAAAAAUGAAGUGCGUUUACACUACACCCACGGGGGCAGGACUUUUGUAGAAUCGUUCCAAGUUCACUUAGCCGACGGUGUGUGGCACAGACUAGCCUUGUGGGUCAGCGGCGCCCAAGUUGAGUUAUUAGUGGACUGUAAACACCACUUCAAGCGAGUGCUGCACGCGUCGCCAGACAGAAAUUUUACCAACGUGUCCUCGCAGCAAAGUGAUAGUGAGUUCGGAGACCAACUCGCGUUAUGGCUGGGCCAGCGAUACGUCAAGCACUCACUUUUUAUGGGCAUCCUGCAAGAUGUACGCGUGGUGGCUGGUCCACAUGGGUACCUCAGUCAGUGCCCAAAAGUGGACUCUGUCUGCCCUACGUGCGGACAGUUUCAGCUAUUGCAAGCCACCGUCGAGGACCUCACGGCGCGUGUCAACCAACUUGUACAAAAACUGGAAGCCACAGAAGCGAGAAUAAGAGUGGUGGAGGAGUGUGAUUGUCAAAAGUCCUGUAGAGUAAACGGCUCAGUACAUUCUGAUGGUGCUACUUGGCAGAGAGACUGCGAUUUGUGUUCAUGUGUGAAAGGUGUUGUCCAGUGUCGUCCUGUGCAGUGUCCUGAAACGAAGUGUAAAAACCCAGUCAUUGCCCCUGGCGACUGCUGUCCUAGCUGUCUAAAGCAGUGCUACUUUAAGGGAGUUUUUUACGACCACGGCGAGCAGGUCAACAACGAGAAACAGUGCGUCGAGUGCAAGUGUGAGAACGGCGUGCUCAGGUGCACGAGGAUUGACCCGCGCACCAUGUGCCCUGAGCUGCAGUGCCCUCCUGAGCAGCAGUUCAGCGUGCCUGACAAGUGCUGCAAGUACUGUCCUGGGACGGAUUACUGCGCCAAAGGACACGUUUGCCAUCCAAAUGCCACUUGUCUCAACCUGCAAACCGAGUAUUCCUGCCAAUGUAACGCUGGCUUUCACGGCAAUGGCCGCGUCUGCAAAGACGUCGACGAGUGCAGGGAGAUCGGCGGGCGGCUGGGCCACUACUGCGGCCUCAACACGAUCUGCAGGAACUCGCAGGGCUCUUACAAAUGCGAGUGUCUUCCCGGCUACAAACGGGUGGACGCGUUUAACUGCCGCGAGCACAACGAGUGCAGUUCUGGGGACCACAAGUGCCACCCACACGCCACCUGCAUCAACACCGAGGGCAGCUACUCGUGCCACUGCAACCCUGGCUACGCCGGCGACGGUUUCGUCUGCCACCCCGUUUGCAACGAAACUUGCCAGAACGGGGGCGUUUGCGUGGCGCCGAACGCGUGCUCGUGCCGCCGCGGCUUCACGGGGCCGAGCUGCGAGCGGGACUUGGACGAGUGCGCCCUGGGGAUCGCGCAGUGCCACGAGGCGGCCACCUGCGUCAACCAGCCCGGCUGGUAUUACUGCACGUGCAAACCCGGAUACCGUAGUGCCUCUAGUAGUAAUGGUCCUGUGUGUAUAGAUGAAGAUGAGUGUGCGUCAGAGAAAGCAACCUGCCAUUCAACUGCAAAGUGCAUGAACACGGACGGCAGUUAUCAAUGUUCCUGUGAGGGUCGAGGGCCUGAAUGUUCAUUAAGUUGCAUUUUCAACGGGGUGGAGGUAGCGGACGGCGGCCAGGUGACCAGCAAGUGCGAGAAGUGCAAAUGCGAGGCCGGCCAAAUUGUGUGCCACCGACCUAAGUGCGACUGCUUCGACCCCAAAGUCAACCACGACUGCUGCCCUGAGUGCGACUUGGCCACCCAGUGUCAACACCAAGAGCUGCACAACGUCUACUUUCGCGCUGGAGAACAAUGGCUCUACAAAUGCCAGACCUGCGAGUGCCUCAGAGGAGAGAGCGGUGCUCAAAUUGACUGCUGGAAGAUGGACUGUCCACCGGUGCAGUGCGAGCACCCUGUGGUCACCUCGGAUGACUGUUGUCCGCGGUGCGAGGACGACCCGUGCACGCUGUACGAAGGCAACAGCUCGUCGCCCGGCCAGCCGUGCCCCUACGCGGGACACUACGUCGUCAGUGGCAGCGAGUGGCGCAUUGCUGGCGACAAUUGCACCUCGUGCCGGUGUAAAGUGCCGUACUGCGACCGUCUGGUGAGCAAUAGCGCGUUUUGUGUGCAUCGGAUGGACGGCUCUGCUGCAGUUAUGGCAACCAGUGCGUUGGUACUGCUAAUCUCGUGGACGACGGCCUCGAGCAGCAGCAGCAGCAGCAGCGCCCCGAGCCGCCCCCGGCCGUGUCACAGCAGCCCCCAGCACCGCAAGCACUGGCUGAUCCGAGCGGUCGGGGACCGGCGAACCCGCCGUCGGCGCCACCGCCGCUGCCGCUACCGCUCGGUAGCAGAUAAGCCGCAGCGGCAGACCCUCAGCAGGCCGCCGAUAUUUAUUAACAAUUGUACAUUAUUAGAAGGGGUGAAGCCUUCAUUCCAACAGACUGAUUAAUAUGUAAAAUGUAAUGUUAAAAUCGAGUACACUAUAUGCUAAACUGCGAAUUCUGAGAGGAAAGUCGCCGAGGUCCGCUUUCAGGGAGGGUGCCAUGCGCUUUGAAAGUUGAUUUAGUUUGUUAGGUUUUCGAGUAAUUUAAUGGCACCGUCCGUCGUGAAGAACGGAGGGAAAUUUGAAGAAAAACCAUCGAGAAAAUUAACAUUCCUCUCUUUCUCUUUCUGAUAAAUAGGAAGUUUUAAUCUCAUGAAUGAAUUGUUACUGUGCAGGUGUUGUCAAAAAUAAUACAAACACAAGGAAAUGCAAAAGAUUUCACUCUUACACACACACAUACAUACACAUACACACACAUAUACUAAAAGAACUCAAAUUUCGAGGCAUGGAGUUUUUUAAUGUAACCGCGCAACUUGGAAAAAUGAAUUUGGCGCGUGUCGAAGCAGUGAAUUUCGACAAAAAGCAGGCAGCUACUAGUCAAAUUUGUGAUUGGUCAAAUACUGACUUCCAACGCAAACACGUUUUGGAUCGUUCUGUUUUGUUUCCUCUGUAAUUUGAAAACUUUGGGUCGAAUUUCUGCUGAAUAUAAGUGGAAAACGCGUAGCUCUGGGCCUUCAAAUUUGUGUGUUAAAUUUGUCGAUUGCCUGAUAAAGAUGUCGCUCUAUGAAAAUCCAAAGUGUCUUCCUACUGAAAGGUACUAAACUAUGUGAGACAAAAAUCGAUAUCAAGAACUUGUUUUCGAACUAUAAAAUGUGCAUUCAAUCGCGAGAGCUGGGAGAAGCAAUUUUUCGAACAAAAAAAAUGGCGAUGUAACUCUAAGCUAAGCAUGCUCGUUCAAUUUCAAAAGAGAAGCUAAAAUACAACCUUUAUCCUUGACUGAAAACAUUAAAUUGAGCGUGAUGGAAUGAAUAUCAUCUCUGUCUGAUCGGCAAUAGAGAAGAAAAAGACUAAAUCUAUGAUUCUCAAAGUAGUCUUUCGUAUUUUGUUAAAUCCAAAGAAGUCAAUCUCAGUCUCUCGGUUUUGUUGCAAAAGAAACACUAACGUAGCGCGUGCGAACCACCGCAACAGCUGCCUAGAGAUUAGUAUUUUCAAAUAAAAUUACUCGAAAGUAAAAUUUUGAACACACAAUAGUGCAUAGUUGACAGACGUUCGCUGCAUAUCCAGAAAAUUAUCUAAUAGGGGUCAAUUACGAACAAACUUUCGCCUCUCGGUUUGGCAAAAUCUCGGUCGAGCACAAAUUUAAUGCGUCUGUGCAGCGCAAUAGUCGUGAUGCAUUUUAACAUAGCACUACCAUGCUUCAACUAAAAUCCCAUCUCAAGAAAAACACGAAUGAAAAUUCAGCUGUUAAAUAACGAACUUAAAUUAAAUAUAUGCUCCUUUCAUCAUCUAGUCCGUCAGAGCUGUUAUAGUCUCUGAUCUCAGCCGAAGCUAAGGAAAAUUUUCGGAUCACACGCAGACACAGACACUGAAAUGGAAAAAAAACACGAUGCAAAGCAAUGAACGUGCGCGUUGAGUUGGUUUUCUUCACAGGCCUAUUACUUAAGGAAACACCAUGUACGAAAAUCUGUCUGUAAAUAAUGUCGAUUCUUCUUUCAAAUCUGAAGAUUUGUAAAUAAUUAAGGGAAAUAUAAGCCAGACUUAAAUUAAAAAGAAAAUUAUAUAAUAAUGAUAUUGAAAAAAGAACAAAGUAGCAGAGGAUAAUUCCGGAAGUUACUUAAUCACGCAGGUUCAUUCAUUCUUGCUAAAGGAACGAAAUCCAAAUCCAUCGUUGUUGGAUCAAAACGGGAUACAAACUGGAAAAUGAAUGAACGCAUGGCAUCUCGUUGACAUAAUUUAGGUUUGUCUCCACGUUGGUUUGUCGCAAACGUUUAAUUCACGAGCAGAGAUGAUCUGCGGUUAUGUACGAUGCCGAUUUUCAAAUCACUAAAAAACACAGACACACGCGGACACGCAUCUUUUGGUAUUAACAGAUCUAAUAAUUAUCAUUGCCUUUGUUGUAAAAAGAAUGUGUGCCAAUUAUUAUUACUAUGAAUAAAAACGAAGGAUGAUAGAAGA
Messenger RNA from Cloeon dipterum, 5381 nucleotides. RefSeq names its product protein kinase C-binding protein NELL1-like. NCBI's taxonomy places the organism in Eukaryota, Metazoa, Arthropoda, Insecta, Ephemeroptera, Baetidae. Gene Ontology annotation, molecular function: protein binding; calcium ion binding; heparin binding. The coding region runs from base 528 to 3332 and encodes 934 amino acids. The record is from RefSeq and is a predicted model, not a curated record. The transcript is spliced from 16 exons.